AUAAGAAGGCAAUGGAUUUUGGGGAAGAUACGGACAUUAGCCUACUAUUAUGAUAUUUUUUUCUGAAAACGUAUAGAUGUAAAAUCAUGUUGAUGUUUUUUUUAUAGCCAGACCAGACCAUUAUGCAGAUUUCGUGACAUCACUAGAAUGAACUGCCAAGAAACCGUUCUAAUGCAACCAUAUGCUGAUGCCUUGUCUUUGUAGGUUACAGCUGCUCUGGCUAUAUUAUAUUCAAGACGUGGGGCGUUUAGAGUAAAUCCGGUGUUUUGCCAAUAGAACAACCCAUUUGCAAUCUUACGGUAUCUUCAUUGUGUCACACGCGCCUUGGGUUCCUUUUGUGGCGCCGGGGCUGAGAGAGGAGGAGGUAGAAUUUUAAACAAUAGAGCGCAAAAUACAGCCCUGCUCCUUAGAGCUUGUAACAAGGACGGGAACCUACGACUGGAAAGCGAACAGCUGUGACAAAGAACUCAAGAACAUGAAGAAGCUCGUGCACUGAUUUGGUUAUAGUAAUCACUGGAUAUACUUCGCGCUACGUUGUCUCUGACAUCCUCAAGGAGAAAACAUGAAUUCAGCUGAAGGAGCCGAGGAGGGACCAAAUGAUUCCGAUACGGAUGCGUUUUUCAAAACAGGGUCCUUCAGGAACGAUGGGAUUAAGGCAUCAGAUGUCCUGCCUGUGCUGAAAGAGAAAGUGGCCUUUGUGUCAGGAGGCCGUGAUAAGAGAGGUGGCCCCAUACUGACCUUCCCUGCCAGAAGCAACCAUGACAGAAUAAAACACGAGGAACUGCGGCGGCUGGUGACCUAUCUCUCCACUGUGCCCAGUGAGGACGUGUGCAAGCGGGGCUUCACAGUGAUCAUUGAUAUGCGCGGUUCCAAGUGGGACCUGAUCAAGCCUCUACUGAAGACCCUGCAGGAAGCCUUCUCUGCUGAGAUCUGCGUGGCGCUCAUCAUCAAACCGGACAACUUCUGGCAGAAGCAGAAGACCAACUUUGGCAGUGCCAAGUUCACGUUUGAGACUAGCAUGGUGUCAGUGGAGGGCCUGACUAAGUUGGUGGACCCAUCCCAGCUGACGGACGACUUUGAGGGCUCUCUGGAGUACAACCACGAGGAGUGGAUGGAUCUGCGCGUGGCCCUGGAGGAGUUCAUGGGCUCGGCCGUGCACCUCCUCUCCCGCCUGGAGGACCUCCAGGAGCUGCUGGCCAAGAAGGAGUUCCCGGUGGAUGUGGAGGGCUCACGGCGGCUCAUCGACGAGCACACGCAGCUCAAGAAGAAGGUGAUGAAGGCUCCCGUGGAGGAGCUGGACAGGGAGGGCCAGAGGCUGCUUCAGUGUAUCCGCUCUAGUGAUGGGUUUUCUGGGAGGAACUGCAUCUCGGGUAGCGCUGACUUCCAGAGCGUGGUGCCUAAGAUCGCCAGCCUGCUGGACAAGCUGCACUCCACCAGACAGCACCUGCACCAGAUGUGGCACGUCCGCAAGCUCAAGCUGGACCAGUGUUUCCAGCUCCGCCUCUUUGAGCAGGAUGCAGAGAAGAUGUUUGACUGGAUCAGUCACAAUAAGGAAGUGUUCCUGCAGAGCCACACAGAGAUCGGAGUCAGCUACCAGCACGCCGUGGACCUCCAGACGCAGCACAAUCACUUUGCCAUGAAUUCUAUGAAUGCCUAUGUGAACAUCAACCGGAUCAUGUCGGUGGCGUCACGCCUGUCGGAGGCGGGCCACUACGCCUCGCAGCAGAUCAAACAGAUCUCGGCCCAGCUGGACCAGGAGUGGAAGAGCUUUGCCGCCGCCCUGGAUGAACGCAGCACCAUCCUGGCCAUGUCGGCCGUCUUCCACCAGAAGUCGGAACAGUUCCUGGCUGGGGUGGAGGCCUGGUGUAAGAUGUGCAGUGAGGGGGGGCUGCCCUCGGAUAUGCAGGACCUGGAGCUGGCCAUCCACCACCACCAGACCCUCUACGAACAGGUGACCCAGGCCUAUACCGAGGUCAGUCAGGAUGGCAAGGCCCUGCUGGAUGUCCUCCAGAGACCACUGAGCCCGGGGAACUCAGAGUCUUUGACGGCCACAGCCAACUACUCCAAGGCAGUCCACUGUAUCCUGGACGUGGUCCACGAGGUCCUGCACCACCAGAGGCGUCUGGAGAGCAUCUGGCAGCACCGGAAGGUCCGCCUCCACCAGAGGCUACAGCUCUGUGUGUUCCAACAGGACGUCCAACAGGUGAUGGACUGGAUAGAGAACCACGGAGAGGCAUUCCUCAGCAAACACACAGGCGUGGGCAAGUCCCUCCACCGCGCCAGGGCACUACAGAAACGGCACGACGACUUUGAGGAGGUGGCACAGAACACCUACACCAACGCAGACAAGCUCCUGGAGGCGGCAGAGCAGCUGGCCCAGACUGGGGAAUGUGACCCGGAGGAAAUCUACAAAGCAGCACGGCACCUGGAGGUCAGGAUCCAAGACUUUGUUCGGCGGGUGGAGCAGAGGAAACUGCUGCUGGACAUGUCUGUCUCCUUCCACACCCACACCAAGGAGUUGUGGACAUGGAUGGAGGAUCUCCAGAAGGAGCUGUUGGAGGAGGUGUGUUCAGACUCGGUGGAGUCAGUCCAGGAGCUCAUCAAGCAGUUCCAGCAGCAGCAGACAGCCACGCUGGAGGCUACGCUCAACGUCAUCAAGGAGGGAGAAGACCUCAUCCAGCAGCUCAGGGAUGCUGCCAUGUCCACCAACAAGAUGCCCCACAACAGCUCCAUCGCCCACAUUGAGAGUGUCCUGCAGCAGCUGGAUGAGGCCCAGGGCCAGAUGGAGGAGCUGUUCCAUGAGAGGAAGAUCAAGCUGGACAUCUUCCUGCAGCUACGCAUUUUUGAGCAGUACACCAUCGAGGUGACGGCGGAGCUGGACGCGUGGAACGAGGACCUGCUGCGCCAGGUGAACGACUUCAAUUCGGAGGACCUGACCCUGGCCGAGCAGCGGCUGCAGCGCCACACGGAGCGCAAGCUGGCCAUGAACAACAUGACCUUUGAGGUGAUGCAGCAGGGACAAGACCUGCACCAGUACAUCAUGGAGGUCCAGGCCUCAGGCAUUGAGCUGACUGGGGAAAAGGAGGUGGAUCUGGCCACUCAGGUCCAGGAGCUGCUGGAGUUCCUCCAUGAGAAGCAGCAUGAGCUGGACGUCAGCGCUGACCAGACCCAGAAGAGACUGCAGGAGUGUCUGCAGCUCCGACACCUGCAGUCAGAGGUCAAACAGGUCCUGGGCUGGAUCCGGAAUGGGGAGUCCAUGUUGAAUGCCAGCAUGGUGAAUGCCAGCUCGCUGUCAGAGGCAGAGCAACUCCAGAGGGAGCAUGAACAGUUCCAGCUGGCCAUCGAGUCCCUGUUCCAUGCCAAUUCCCUCCAGAAGACCCACCAGAGUGCCCUGCAGGUACAACAGAAGGCUGAAGUCAUGCUCCAGGCGGGCCACUUUGACCCGGACGGCAUACGGGCCUGCGCCGAGAAGGUGGCCAUGCACUGGCAGCAGCUCAUGCUCAAGAUGGAGGAUCGACUCAAGCUGGUCAAUGCUUCUGUGGCCUUCUACAAGACCUCCGAGCAGGUAUGUAGUGUGCUGGAGAGUCUGGAGCAAGAGUACAGGAGAGAUGAGGACUGGUGUGGUGGCCAUGACAAGCUGGGAGCCAUGGCUGAGACGGACCAUGUCAUCCCCCUCAUCAGCAAACACCUGGAGCAGAAGGAAGCCUUCCUCAAGGCUUGCACAUUGGCCAGGAGAAAUGCUGAGGUGUUCCUGAAGUACAUCCACAGGAAUAAUGUUGGUAUACCUGGUGCUUCAGGCCACGCCAGAGGACCCGAGCAACAGGUUAAAGCCAUCCUCAACGAGCUACUCCAGAGGGAGAACCGGGUUCUGCACUUUUGGACCAUGAAGAAACGCUGCCUGGAUCAGUGCCAGCAGUACGUGGUGUUCGAACGCAGCGCCAAACAGGCCUUAGACUGGAUCCAGGAAACAGGAGAGUAUUACCUCUCCACUCACACCUCCCCUGGAGAGAGCGGCGAGAGGAGUCAGGAACUACUGAAGGAAUAUGAGGAAUUUCGAGUCUCCGCUAAGCAAACCAAGGAGAAGGUGAAGCUCCUCAUUCAGCUGGCCGACAGCUUCGUGGAGAAGGGCCAUGUGCACGUCACUGAGCUGAAGAAGUGGGUCACCACGGUGGACAAGCGCUACCGAGACUUUUCCCUCCGGAUGGGGAAGUACCGCUCCAGCCUGGAGAAAUCACUGGGCAUCAGCUCCGAGGAUAAUAAGGACUUGGAGCUGGACAUCAUCCCAGCCAGCCUGACUGAUCCUGGGGAGGUGAAGCUCCGCGACCCCAACCACGAGGUCAACGAGGAGAAGAGGAAAUCAGCCAGGAAGAAAGAGUUCAUAAUGGCUGAACUCCUUCAGACUGAGAAGGCCUAUGUCAGGGACUUGCAUGAAUGUUUAGAGACGUACCUGUGGGAGAUGACGAGUGGGGUGGAGGAGAUCCCGCCUGGCAUCGUCAACAAGGAGCACAUCAUCUUCGGCAACAUCCAGGAGAUUUAUGAUUUCCAUAACAGCAUUUUCCUCAAAGAGCUAGUGAACUAUGAACAGCUACCUGAAGAUGUGGGCCAUUGUUUUGUCACAUGGGCUGAUAAAUUCCACAUGUAUGUCAAUUACUGUAAAAACAAACCGGAUUCCAGCCAACUCAUCUUGGAGCAUGCUGGAAGCUUCUUCGACGAAAUCCAGAAGCGACACGGAUUGGCCAACUCAAUCUCCUCCUACCUUAUCAAGCCAGUGCAGAGGAUCACUAAGUACCAGCUUCUCCUCAAGGAGCUGCUGACCUGCUGUGAGGAGGGGAAGGGGGAGAUUAAGGACGGCCUGGAGGUUAUGCUUAGUGUCCCCAAGAGGGCCAACGAUGCUAUGCAUGUCGCCAUGCUGGAAGGUUUCGAUGAGAAUCUGGACGUGCAGGGAGAGCUGUUCAUCCAGGACACGUUCCAGGUGUGGGAUCCCAAGUCUCUGAUCCGGAAGGGCCGGGACCGCCAUCUCUUCCUGUUCGAGAUCUCCCUGGUGUUCAGCAAGGAGAUCAAGGACUCGGCCGGACGCACCAAAUACGCCUUCAAGAACAAACUGCUGACAUCAGAACUGGGCGUGACAGAGCACAUUGAAGGGGACCCCUGUAAGUUUGCCCUGUGGGCUGGAAGGACCCCCUCAUCUGACAACAAGACUGUCCUCAAGGCGUCCAGUAUUGAAGCAAAGCAGGAGUGGAUCAAGAACAUCCGGGAGGUGAUCCAGGAGAGGAUCAUCCACCUCAAGGGGGCGCUGAAGGAGCCCAUCCACAUGCCCAAAACGCCGGCCAAGCCACGCAACAACAGCAAGAGGGAUGCCGGUGAGGAUGCAGACAGCCAGGGUGACGGCAGCAGCCAGCCAGACACCAUCUCCAUCGCCUCCAGGACCUCCCAGAACACUGUGGACAGUGAUAAGCUCUCCGGAGGCUGUGAGUUGACGGUGGUGCUGCAGGACUUCACAGCGGGUUGUUCGAGCGAGCUCAGCCUCCAGACGGGUCAGACUGUGGAGUUGCUGGAGAGGCCCAGUGACCGCUCUGGCUGGUGUCUGGUGCGAACCACCGACCGUAGCCCCCCUCAGGAGGGCCUGGUGCCCAGCUCGGCCCUCUGUAUCUCCCACUCCCGCAGCAGCGUGGAGAUGGAGUGCUUCUUCCCCACAGGAAAAGAGAACUACUCGGUCAGUGGGCCCGAGGGAGUGAAGACCGAGUCGGUGGCCAGCCUACAGCCCCAGGCCUCCCAGAGCUCCAUCCAUUCAAGCUCUCCGGGACCGAAGCGCUCGGGUAACACCCUGAAGAAGUGGCUGACCAGCCCUGUGCGCCGCCUCAGCCACGGCAGCAGCAUCAAGAAAUUACCCAACAAACACAAGAAAAGGGACGGCCACAAGAGCAUCGACCUGGGGCCGCCAGAGAGCGCCCUGCACGGCGAGAGCAUAGAUGAGCGGGGCAGAAAGGAGGGCACCCUGUCCAAGUCCUCCUCUGGAAUGCAGAGUGGAGGAGAGGAGGAGCCUGAGGACGACUCGCACACCCCCCUGCCACCCCCCAUGGAGAUCAUCAAGGACCCCUCAUCCCAGGAGGAGAAGUCCUCCGCAUUGCUUACUGCUCGUCAGGGCUCUGCCGAUGUCCCCAGCGCUGCGGAGCUUGUCAGUGCAAUAGAAAAGUUGGUAAAAACUAAGAUGAAUCUGGAGCCAGGUGCCUAUCCCAGCUUCACCACUUUGACUCCUCCAGAGCAGACCAGCCCAGCCCUGCCCAGGAACCCUGAACUGGAGCAGAAGGCCAAAGCUCUGCGUGGACGCAUGUUUGUCCUCAAUGAGCUGGUACAGACGGAGAAGGAUUAUGUCAAGGAUUUGGGGAUUGUAGUGGAGGAGUUCAUGAAGAAGAUGGAGGAGAAGGGAGUCCCUGAAGAUAUGAAAGGAAAAGACAAAAUCGUUUUUGGGAAUAUUCACCAGAUUUACGACUGGCACAGAGAUUUUUUUGUCGGUGAGCUGGAGAAAUGUCUUGAAGACAGCGAACACCUUCCUGAGCUUUUCAUAAAACAUGAGAGGCGACUACACAUGUAUGUGGUUUACUGCCAGAACAAGCCCAAGUCUGAAUUCAUCGUCGCUGAGUAUGACACAUUCUUCGAGGGCGUACAGCAAGAGAUCAGUUCAAGACUGGGCAUAAGUGACUUUCUCAUAAAGCCAAUUCAGAGAAUUACCAAGUAUCAGCUACUUCUAAAGGACUUCUUGAAGUAUAGUUCCAAAGCAGGACUAGAUUGCCAAGAGAUGGAGAAAGCAGUUGGUUUAAUGUCCCAGGUCCCCAAGCUGUGCAAUGACAUGAUGAAUCUUGGCAGACUACAAGGCUACGAGGGUAAGCUCACCAGCCAGGGUAAGCUGCUGCAGCAGGAGACGUUCUUCGUGACAGAGCAGGACACAGGCGUGCUGUCGCGCAGCAAGGAGCGCAGGGUCUUCCUGUUUGAGCAGAUUGUCAUCUUCAGCGAGCUCCUCCGCAAGGGCUCGUCCACGCCGGGCUACCAGUUCAAGAAGAGCAUCAAGGUGAGCUACCUGGGCUUGGAGGAGCACGUGGACAACGACCCUUGUAAGUUUGUGCUGUCGUGUCGAGGCUCGGCCGAGCGCUUCACCCUGCAGGCAGCCAACCUGGACAUCAAGCAGGUGUGGGUCCAACAUGUCAGCCAGGUCCUGGAUGCCCAGAGCAACUUCCUGUCUGCCCUGCAGUCUCCUAUUGAGUACCAGAAGGAGAAGGGUAGUUCUCACUCCCUCACCAGAAACCCGUCCGGCAGCCGGCCUCCUAGUUCCAACAGUAGGCCCCUCUCCACCUCCUCUGUGGGGGCAGAGAAGCCCCCCCUGGUGGGACCGGGAAGGACCCCCACCCCUCUCGAGCUAUCUACUUCCAACGGUAGCGCCUGCUUCGACCCCACGAAACACAGUGAAAGCUACGACUCCACCAGCCAGCAUGACAGCGUUGGAUGUAACGGCAUGUCCUCCACCAUGAUGGUGACCCAGGACUACAGUGCACUGAAGGAGAAUGAGAUCUGUGUGAUCCAGGGCGAGAUGGUGCAGAUCAUGGCCACCAACCAGCAGAACAUGUACCUAGUUUACCGGCCCGCCAACAGCCAGUCUCCUGCAGCCGAGGGCUGGAUCCCAGGCCACAUCCUGGGCCCCCUCACUAAAACGCUCAAAGACAGUGCUGCUGACGCAAGCAUCAAGAAAUCUCUUUCAUGGAAUACCCUGCGCUCAAGAAAGCGGGCAGAAAAGGAUAUCAGUGGCAAGGGUGGUGAUGCAAAGGUUGAGAAUGGACUCCGUAAGCCCAAGGAGAUUCUCAGCACCAAGGUCACUGUCGAAGAGUCAAACAGCUCAGAGGAGUCAGAUUGCGAUGAUGAACUCCCCAAAACUAGCAUGGAGAUAAUGAACCCCAAUUUUAUACAAGAAGUGGCUCCAGAAUUCCUGAUACCACUAGCUGAUGUGACGUGUGCAUUUGGGGAGACGGUGGUCUUGUGCUGUAAAGUGUGUGGACGUCCCAAACCCAACAUCACUCUGAAAGGACCUGAUCAGAGCCCGGUUGUCAACAACAGUCGGUUCACUAUCAACAUUAGGGAUACGGGUGACAUUCUGCUGAAGAUCUGUAACCUGAUGCCCCAGGACACUGGCAUCUACACCUGUGUGGCUGUCAACGACCAUGGCACUGCCUCCUCCUCCGCCUCUAUCAAAGUACAAGGUAUACCAACAGCACCUGCGAGGCCCGUGGCCCAGGAGGCCAGUAGCAAUGCAGUGAUCGUCCACUGGCUCCCCCCUGCCAGCUCAGCUAGCUGUGCCGUGUCCAGCUACACAGUAGAGUACAGGCAGGAAGACUCCCUAGUGUGGCAGCAGUCAGUGGUCUCUACGGUAGAUGUGUGUGUUAAGAUUGAAGAUCUCAUUCCUGGGGGGCACUACCAGUUCCGGGUCAGUGCCAGUAACCCCUGGGGGGUCAGUCCGCCCAGCGAGCCCUCCAACAUGGUGACCCUGCCCAGCGGGACUUCCACAAAUGAUGGAAUGGGCAUUCAGUGGAAAGACAACUUUGAAUCGAGUUUCACAGAAAUGUGUGAGAUCGGACGGGGCCGAUUCUCUGUAGUGAGAAAGUGUCUGAACAAGGCCAGUAAGAAGGAGGUGGCUGUGAAGUACGUCACUAAGAAGAUGCAAAGGAAGGAGCAAGUGGCCCACGAGGCAGACAUCUUGAGCCACGUCCAGCAUCCUCAGCUGGUGGCUCUGACUGACACCUAUGAGUCCCCCACCUCCCUCAUGUUGGUCUUCGAGCUGCUGGAGGGUGGGAGGCUGCUGGACUACCUGGUGGCCCAUGAUGAGCUGAUGGAGGAGAAGGUGGCCUUCUUUGUGAAGGACACCUUAGAGGCUUUGCAGCACCUCCACACCUGCAGAGUGGCCCAUCUAGACCUAAAGCCUGAGAACCUCCUGGUGGAUCUCCACGUGCCUGUUCCUUCUAUCAAGCUCAUAGAUUUAGGAGAUGCGGUCCAGGUGUCUGGUCACCGUUAUGUCCACCUUCUCCUGGGUAACCCCGAGUUUGCGGCUCCCGAGCUGAUCCAGGGCACAGCAGUGUCCCUGAGCACUGACGUGUGGAGCGCCGGGGUUCUGGCCUACGUCAUGCUGAGCGGCGUCUCGCCCUUCCUGGACGAGAGCCUGGAGGAGACGUGCGUCAACAUCUGCAAGCUGGACUUCUGCUUCCCAGAGGACUACUUCCAGGGAGUGAGCCAGGCAGCCAGGGACUUCAUCUGCUCUACCCUGCAGCAGGACCCCCGGAAGAGGCCCAGUGCCACCAUCUGUCUUCAACACCCCUGGGUGAGUGCCCACAGUGGAGACUACUCCAAGACCCCACUGGACACGGGCCGCCUGGCCUCCUUCAUCGACAGACGGAGACAGCUACACGACGUGCGCCCUGUCACCAACAUCAAGGGACUAUUGACCAGCAGCAUGGGACACACCCUAUGAUCACCCUGUGAACAGCCAAUUAACACCCUAUGAACACAACACAAAAAGGUGAAACGAAAACACUCUAUAAGUAGUACUACAGGGGUGUAUUCACUAGGCACUCCACAGAACCAAACAGAAGUAAACUGAACCAAACGGGGAGGGACCUACCUGAAUUUGUCCAAUAGAAACUAGUUUUCAUUGCUAAACAAAACUGUUUGCAACUGUUUGGACUAAUGAUUACACCCCAGGGCUCUGCCAUUGAAACAUGAUUUCCCAUCAAAACGUAACUCUGGAUAGUGGAUAAUACUGUAACUUGUCAACAAACAUGUUGUGUGAAUAUCAUUACUGUGUUCAAGAUGCCAGAAGACAAGACAUUGGCAUUCGAUUCAUUGAGAUGUUUCAGAGCUGUAGUAUGAAGCCCUACCACUCUUGUGGUGUCCAUGUAUUGUAAAUGCCAACAUCUUAAUAUAUCAUCCUUGGAAAUGAUUAACUAACUAUCAGAGAAAGAUCUAUGAAUGGUAGUAUAACUGUUGAAUGUAAUUUAUUGUAGAAUGUGGUCAACCUUUGAAGAAGUGCUAUUGUAUGUGAAGAAAUAUUCAGUGUUGAUCCCUUAGAGUGUAGAUAUAGUAUAAUGGCUAUUUUUCCAAUGGUACGGUUUGAGAUAUGAAUUAAAGAAUUUAACACGA
This is a messenger RNA of Coregonus clupeaformis (lake whitefish), 10176 nucleotides long. Its product is annotated as kalirin-like. NCBI's taxonomy places the organism in Eukaryota, Metazoa, Chordata, Actinopteri, Salmoniformes, Salmonidae. The transcript is spliced from 60 exons. Gene Ontology annotation, cellular component: cytoplasm. Gene Ontology annotation, molecular function: ATP binding; guanyl-nucleotide exchange factor activity; protein binding. The coding region runs from base 563 to 9508 and encodes 2981 amino acids. Gene Ontology annotation, biological process: protein phosphorylation. The record is from RefSeq and is a predicted model, not a curated record.